Messenger RNA from Haliotis rufescens (red abalone), 11935 nucleotides. Its product is annotated as carnitine O-palmitoyltransferase 1, liver isoform-like. The record is from RefSeq and is a predicted model, not a curated record. Gene Ontology annotation, biological process: fatty acid metabolic process; carnitine metabolic process. Bases 96 to 2417 code for a protein of 773 amino acids. Lineage: Eukaryota; Metazoa; Mollusca; Gastropoda; Lepetellida; Haliotidae. Gene Ontology annotation, cellular component: mitochondrion. Gene Ontology annotation, molecular function: carnitine O-palmitoyltransferase activity. The transcript is spliced from 16 exons.
UUGCAAGUUAGUAUGCGAGCAAAGUCCACAUGUUGGUAGUGUUGACAAUUUGCAGCGUUUGACAGCUGAACGCUGAUCGCUCCCCUCAGAUCACAAUGGCCGAGGCCAGAAGCGCAGUGUCCGAACCAAGAGUCAGUAAAUUUGAGGAAGAUAAGACCACAGCACCAGACGUUUUAGAUGCAUGGCGACGGGGGCUCCUUAGACGUUUCUUUAGAACACGAAACUUGAUUCGCAAUGGAAUGUGGCCUACCUCUACAUGGAACCUCUUCGCCUUGGUCACACCUCUCACUGCACUCCGAUUGGCUGACUGGAAAGCUGUUCGUCCAAUCACAGACCAGCUACAUAAAGUGGAAGAUCUGAUUUGUUUACCAACAGGAUGUCCAGUUGUGAUCAAGUCUGUGAUUGGUUCAGUUGUUGUCGGUCUAGGAUUUUUCAUCGUUGUGCUGUAUGUUCGUCGCUUCACCCUCCGAGCUUUGCUGUCAUAUCGUGGAUGGAUGUAUGAACCCCCGAAGUCCCAGUCAGUGUUGACGCUGAUCUGGGGUGCGAUGGUGCGUAUUGUGAGUGGCCGCCACCCCCUGCUGUACAGCUGCCAGCGUAGCCUGCCCAGAAUGUCUGUGCCAACAUUGAGACACACCCUGGACCACCUGCUGGACUCCCUCAAGCCCCUGUAUGGGGAGGACUCCGAGGAGUUCCAGACUCUCAAAGCCGAAGCCAAAGUAUUUGAACAGACACAGGGGCCAAAGUUACAAAGGAUGCUUGUGUUGAAGUCCUGGUGGUCCCAGAACUGGGUCAGUGAUUGGUGGGAGAAGUAUGUGUACCUGAUGAGUCGGAGUCCACUGCCCAUCAACUCCAACUACUACGUGAUGGACCAGAACUCCUGGAUACCCACACACAGGCCAACAUCCAGGGCUGCCACAUGCAUAUACCAGAUGAUGGUGGUGAAACAGAAGCUGGACAGGGAGCAGUUUGACCCUCUCGUCAUCCGGAACACGAUCCCUGUGUGCAUGGCCCAGUACGAGAGGGUCUUCUCCACAACAAGGAUACCGGGAGAAGACAUGGACAUCAUACAGCAUAAAGACCCAUCCGAGUCUAAGCAUAUAGUGGUGUUAAGGAAAGGAGUUUUCUACAAGGUGAAUGUGUACAGUCCAAGGAACCGACCGGUGCCACCUCAGGUCUUGGAGAAACAGUUCCAGUCCAUUCUAGAAGAUGCUGAAGCACAUCAAGACAGCCUGUGUAUGGGGGAGGAGAGUCUCCCCGCCCUCACCACACUCGACAGGACGUCCUGGGCUAAAAUCAGGAUGGAUCACUUUUCCCAUGGAGUGAACAAAGAAUCUCUUGAUAUUCUGGAAGGAGCCAUUUUAUUUUUGAGUUUUGACACUCACAGCUUCAAGGACUACUCCCCACGGGCCAAGUACCUGCUGCACGGUGAUGGCAAGUCCAUCUGGUUCGACAAGUCCAUCAAUCUCAUCUUCUUCAGCGAUGGACGCUUCGGCAUGAACAAUGAACACUCCUUCGCUGAUGCCCCGGUUGUUGCUCACGUACAGGAAUUCAACAUGCUCAACGAAGUGAUCGGCCUCCACGACACGGACGGUUAUGCUCACCCGGUGCCCUGUGAGCAGACGGAGAAUGUGAAGCCAGUGCGACUCAUCUGGAACAUCGACACAGGCCUGGGCGGGCGCAUCAAGCAUGCCAUGGAGGUUCACCAACAGAACUGUGAGAACCUGCAGAUUGUGGUGUCAGACUUCCAGCACUUCGGCAAGAGCUUCAUCAAGAAGUGUAAGGUGAGCCCUGAUGCCUUCCUCCAGAUGGCGCUUCAAGUGACAUACUUCAGGAACGCUGGCAAGUUUGCUCUCACGUAUGAGGCAUCCAUGACAAGACUGUACCUGGCCGGCCGUACUGAAACAGUGCGAUCACUCACCAUGGAGUCUGUGGACUUUGUCAAGGCGUUUCUGGACAAGAACGUGCCAGGGGAGGAGAAGAUCCGGCUGCUGUUGCGAGCAUGUGAAAAUCAUCAGAUCAUGUACAAGGACGCCAUGAAUGGACUAGGAAUUGACAGACACCUGUUUGCCCUCUAUGUAGCCAGUCGGGGACUCGGAGAUGAUUGUGAGUUCCUGAAAAAGGCCCUGAGCAUUCCUUGGACACUGUCCACCAGCCAACAGCCCCAGCAGCAGAUCUUCUGGGCACCAGACUGUAGCCUGCCACAGUAUUUUGAUAAGGUUUCCCCUGGGGGAGGCUUUGGCCCCGUGUCUGACGAUGGCUACGGUGUUUCAUACAUGAUACCCGGAGAAAACCGCUUCUUCUUCCACGUCUCUUCCAAGAGGAAUACCAGUAAUACCAACUCCAUGAAGUUCACCGACCAGUUGUUCCAGACAUUGCAGGAAAUCAAGGAACUCUUUGAUGCCCAUCUGAAAACAUAAUGCUAGAGACCUUAGACCAAGAAUAGCAUGAAUGGUUCGUCAAGUUACAAUAAUAUGAAUAUGUGAUUUUCUGAGAUUUUAUAUUGAACAUAGGGAUUGUUUGAUGCAAAGUAAUUGAAUAUGCAGUGGUCAUUUUGUUGUCAAAGAGAAAACAAACUUUAUGAUUAAGGCUCCCACCUUUUACCAAUGUUUUUAAGUAUAUGUGUUAAAAAAGGGACAACUUGCUGAUAUUUUUAGCGCCAAGGUUGCACCAUACAUGAAUCUAAGCCUUCUGAGUUUCCUGAGUCAAAAAGUCCCUGGGUGAUUGCUUGUGUUUUGGUCACAAUGUAAUCAAAUUGGAUCAUUCUCUGAUACAAUUCCUGUCUGCGGAUGAUCUGACAACUCCUCCGUAGAACAUCACAUCAGGAGAACUUUCUAAUCCGUUUCAAGCUUCUAAACUCCUGGUACCAGUACAGACCCGUGAAGAUCCGGGUUAGACUCAUGCUUGUUGUAAGAGGCAACUAUCGGGAUUGGGUUUUGAUGCAGAAUAUCACAUCCCAAUGGCGUGGAUCGAUGCUCGUGAUAUCACUGAAUGUCACUGAAUUGAUUAUUUACGGACCGCUGUCAUGCAUAAAUGCUGAGCCCGGGGUUCAACAAACAAACAGACCAGUACAUCUGAUUUCUAUAUCUCUAAAAUGAAGUUAAACAGAGAAUUCUGAAGGUAAAUAAUAAAGGCUGUGCCAUGUCAUUGUAGUAGAUAUUUCAUACACCAUGUCGUUUUUAGGGUCAUGUCAUCUACACGUAAGGGAGUUCCAUCACAGGAAUAUUUGUGUAGCAUGAUGGUUUUCUUUUGUUGAAAUCAAGUUUUUUAGAAGCUGUCAUCUGAUUUACUCAAGAAACCAAACAUUCUUCAUUUUAGAUUUGGAAGUCAAAGUUCACACAUGGUUGUGACCCAUGGAGGUGUUGUCAGACCUUCACACACAGAUGUAUUGUAUUGAGGUAAAAGAUCUGAUUUUGAUGAGAUUGUUAUAAUCACAGUAAACCUUGACCAGAGGUAUAUGAAUAAAUGUGUUGUAUGGUAUUAGAUUUAUGAUGUAAAAUAGUGAUGUUUUAUGAAAGGGCAUCUUGAGGCUGUGAUCACAUGCUCAAUUCCCAAGGCAUUUUAAAGACUUGCAUUUUUCUGUUACAAAGUCCCAAGAUGCAUAACUUGCACAUUUACAAUAUGGAUAGAUUUUCAGUGUUUUAGUAAAUUGGGCAUUUUUAGAAAUGCUUUGUAGAAGCCCUUUCUUCUUAGACAUUAUUGUUUUAGUUCAGUAGAGCUCCAAAAGACAUAUUUUAUUAUUUACAUUUUACAAAACAGAGGUAUGCCUUCUUUUGCACUUGCCUGUUUACUAUGUUGAUGUGGAAAGCUACAUGAACCAUUUCACUCCCCCCCCCCCCAUCCCUCCCCCAUCCCACAGAACGCUUACAGAGCCUUAAGGCCAGAUCAAUGUAAUUGCUGGUUUGCUGGUGUGUGUGUGUUUUUGAAAUAAAUAAAUACUCGACUAAAUGUAUUUGUUGCAUUGUGCAUAAUACUGUAUCUUCUUCAAACAAACACACACACACGCACGCAUGCAUGCACGCACACGCAAGCACGCACGCACGCACGCACGCACGCAGGCACACACACACACACACACACACACACACACACACACACACACACACACACACACACACACACACACACACACACACAGAGGAACAUAUUUUUAAGAUGGUGGGGAUUACGUCCUGUGACAGAUUCAGAUUAAAUUGACCUGGCCUUAUCAUAUUCCCAAAGCAAGGCAGUUAAAUGACUAUAAAAGUCCAGUUUCCACCCUUGCCAAACUAGGCUGGAAUUAUGGAAUUAUUUUUUGGCUUGACUAAGUCGACAUCCGGUUUGUAAACUGCCAUGCAGAUUUACACAAUAUAAAUUUUGAUUAUCGAUGAGAGCGUCUUGACUGUGCACUGCCAUUUUGUUUGAAGCAAAUUCAAGUGAUAGGAGUGGUGGAAUCUGAUUGGUCAAUUGGAGGGGCUUAGAAGGGACACAACUUGUUAUAGCCACUGGUGGCGUUAUGAUCGAGCCCAGAAAUUCCAGUCUAUAUCAGCAACUGUGGAAGCUGGACAUUUACAGUCAGUUAACUCCCUUGCCUCGGGCAGAUGAGGCCUUACAUGUACUUACAAGUGUGCCAAGACUGCUUUUUGGAAAGUGUCCUGGGUAUUCCAAAUAUCUUAACUACCCUAUUUUAACAAAGACUGUCAUAAAACAUGUGAAUUGUUUAACAAGGCCUAGAACUAGCCUUGACCUCAUUAUUUGUUUACAUGUAACCAUGGCAACAUGUAAUUGCUGGUAUCCUGUAACCAUGGAUGGCGCUCCACGAACAGCACAAUUUAUUGCUUGUGCCAAUAUUUCUGGUGUAUAAACAUGAAGUAUUAUUUGGGAUUUUAUGAAAUCUACUUUCAAUACAGAGAAGUAUAGAAACACAAAGUCAAUUAUAUUUGACAGUAAAGAAAAAUGAAUAGUACCUGUGUUGUCUUCUGAUAAUAUUUUCUGUGGAAGUUUAUGUCCUGAUUUUACCAGCUUGAUGAACAAAUAUAUAUGCCCAUUUAAUGGUGCUUUGUGAACAUACUACAUUAUUCAUACUAUGGAAGAUUUGAAGGCAAACCUAGGAUCCGCAUCUUCCUACUCCAUACUUGACCCAAAGAUGCCAUGUGGUGUAUAAGAACAAGUUUAUUUUCAUAGAUUUAAAGCCUGCUGAAGAAAUAUAUUAUAAGACUAAAAAUGCUCCCUCCCUUCCUAUUCACGGUCAGUUCUAUAAAGCAAUCUUAGCGCUAAGAGAACUGUAAUACCCAUUCUUUAACAUUGACUCGUGAAGCUAAGAUUGCUCUGUUGAACUUGACUCAGGUUUGAAAUCAUCAUGAGAAACAAAUAUUUGUUUAACUGUUUAAGUGCUAGUCUGCGAAUGUUUUGCAGGAUAAGAGGAAGCACUGCGAAUGUUUUGCAGGAUAAGAGGAAGCACUGCGAAUGUUUUGCAGGAUAAGAGGAAGCACUUCAAUCUCCCUUACUUCUUACUCUCCAUCUCAUUUCAUCAACAUUCAGAGCAUGUUUGUUCAGACACACGGAUGUAUGAUGUGUUCUGGCCAGUCCAGUCUGUCUUGUUUUACAGAUGUUUUAUAGGCCCAUAUGCCAAAAUUCAGGAAGAAAAAAGGAACUGUUAUCAAUGUCAAGUUACUAAACUUUGAAUGCAGAAUAUUAUUUUGAAAGCGCAGUGGUUUUGGGGUUGUUUUGCCCCACAAGAACACUCUAUAGAUAAAGAUCCUAACCAGAAGAGAGAGUAUGUAUCUGUUGGAUAGUGUAUUUCUUGUUCUUACUUUUGCAAUUUUACAACAGUUUCAUCUUUAAAUCUUAAGAACAAAAUCAUUCUGGCCACAUCUUACAACGUUUCAUGUUUGCAUCACACAACAUUAUCAAUGCAAAGAGACAUUACCAGGUGUUUUAGUGUUCCAGAUGAAGCUUGCCAAACAUUAAUAGUGUUAUCCUGUCAACAAGUGUUAUUUGUGUCAGAGUUUAGUCUUCGUUCUAACCUGCACCCAUGCAACUUUGUGUGUGUGUGUGCAAGAGUUGGUACAGAAGUGGAAAUGUUUUGUUGUAUUUGCUCAACGACAAAGUGAUGAAUGUGAUCCUGCUAACUUAUUCCUUGUUUGGUUUUAACCAUCCUCAAUGCAACCGGUCCCCGGUUAGCACUGAUGCAUCAGAAUGUAGGACAUAGUUUAUUAUUUAUCAUUUUGUUUUAUUGUUUUAUUUUCAUAGAUUUACGGUUGAGAGAAAUAUUUUUAGUUCUCAGAUUGUGUCUGCGUCAGUAAAACACAUGUUACCAUUUUUUUAAAGAAUAUAAAUCAAUGUUAUUGAGUUGUGGUCGCAUUAAUACACUAUGAUGAAUGAAGUUUCUUGUUGAUGUUAGCUGCUCUGUAAUUGGAGUAUUUAAUGGAUUGUUUUUUUAUAGAAAAGUUGUCUUGUGAAACUAGAUGAUUAAGAUGAUUACUUUAAAAUAAGAAUUAGACUAAGAUUUUCUUGACUGGGCGCCAACAUUUUAUUUGAAGCAAAAGCAAGUGAAAUGAGAGGUGGAAUCUAAUUGGUCAGUAGGAGGAACAUAGAAGGGACAUAACUCGUAGUAGCCUCUGUUGGCGCUAUGAUUGAACCCAGAAAUUCCAGCCUAUAUCGGCAAGGGCCUUGUGCUGUCAGUUAUCUCCCAUGCCUCGGGAAGAUGCACCCAGAAAGGUUACAAUGCAGUGACCUCAUAGUUUCAAGAAUGUUUUGCUCUCUAUUCCUAUCAUAAUAAAUUCGGAAUCAACUCACUUUUUGUUUAAUAUUUUAUGCCAUGGCUUUAAUGACUUGACAGUCUGUGAUCCUGAUAGCAUCUCGUCAUAUUUGCAGUGGAAUGACUCAGUGGAUUUGUUACAGGACUCCCAAUACACAUCCGCGCUAAGUUGUGAUAACGAAGUCGACCCAGCAGACAUCUUUAUGGCACUUAUUCAUUGUUGAAGACCACCUGUUUUAGUACGGGUGGAAACCCUAGCAUGUUUAGUUAUGUUAAAGUCUUGUGUAGGUUUUAUUUGUUACUAAAGAAGAUUAUAGCCUAUUGAUGGCCUGAGAGAUUUUAUUUCAUGACUUGUUUUGUUUGUCAGGAGGCUUGCUGUUGGAAAUAGUGUGAGUUUUGAUUUGGUUUUAUUGAGGGUAUGUGGUAUAGAGAUAGUUAUCUUCAGAUGUUGAUUUUUAUGGAUGAAGAAAUCCCUAAUUUGGUUAAAGUUAAAAAAACCCGGAUGUCUUUGAAAAUCUUCUAUUUUGACCCAUUUUUGUUUGUGUUUUAUAGCAAGAGUUAUUUUUAGGGAAAUAAAUAUCUAUUCAACCCGAUCAUAAUGUUUCGUUUUUUUUUAAUAACAUGUGCCUCUAUUCAACAAAUUCACAAAGACAGUCUAUAAAAGAAUAAAAAUUAUGAAUUUGGCUCUUUUUGUAUUACAGAUAAAGUCAAUCCUUUGAUCCUUUCUGAUGAAUGAUGUAUCCCUCGGUUACUUUAUACAUAGAUAGAUUCUAACUUUGCUUUGUUUUUCUGGUAGAUAGACUAGGAAUGAACAGAUUGCAGCAUAGUCCCUGUGCACUUUAAUUUCAGAUCCACAUUCCAUGACUCGGACAUUAAUUCCAAAAGACAGGUACCAUGGUUAUUUUGCGUCCUAUAGGUAGAAUAGACCUUGACCUUGACCUUGCACUCCACUGUAAGCCCUGAUGAAACACUUGUUGACCUGAUGUUUAUGCACCGACCUGUUUACAAGGUUGUGUCUAUUAAAUAUAUUUUUGUGUACUUUAUAUUACUUAGAAUGUGCCAUUCAUGUGUUGCAUGCAUUGAUAUUAAAAUAACUAUGUUUUAAUAACUGAUGACAGUAUGGAAGAACUUAAUAAAAUAUACAAAGGAAUGAAUCAAAUGUAGUUUAUAUGUUUGUGUGAUUAUCUCCCUUUACAAGGGGUCAAAAUUAAAACUGUUCCAUUGUACACGUUUGGUUCUGUGACAAUAUUCCCUGAAAGGGCUACAAUUCCAACAUGGCCUGGUACAAAAAGAAACUGAUAACAAUUAGUUCAACACCAUUACACAGUCUCAUGCAAUAAUACUGAAUUCGGGGAAAUAAUUUCUUCUUGAGAGAUGUACAGCAAAUAUGUACCGUGUCAUCUGUUGACUAGUCCAAGCUUACAUGGCAAUCAGCUGAUCACAGUUGCAGAGAUAUUGAAGUGUGACAUCAGAACCAAUGCCACAAUCAGAUUGUUAAGUCUGAAACAAUACUUCGCUGUGUGAAGAUCUAAGGAUGGCUCUGUUGGAGGUAAACUUUCAAAUCAGUGUUCAGGGUUCUAAUUUUUAGUACGCGUAAGCGGUAUUGUGGAUAUUUUAUACAUACUGUUGUCUGUGAGCACCAUGACAUCUUCACCUAAAUGGGUGUACUAUCUCGGGUAUACUUGUGUCCUGUAUGCUUUAUCCUUUGAUCAACAUUUCUGAAUCGAGGUGAUAGAGAAAUGAAGCCACAUCAUUUUGUGAAGCUGACAUCUGAUUUGCUCAAAAAGAAAUCCAUCCUUUAUUUAGUUUGCAAGGUCAAAGUUUGCUCAUUGGGCACUUGACGUGAGGUUUUCGUAUCGAAGUAAAGAUAUUAAUGACAUUGACAUCCCAUACUUUUAGUUUCCUUGGAAGGUGAGCUGCUGUACCUAUGUUUCUGUUGUAUUUGAUAAGUGACUUUGGCCUUGUGCUGGCUGAGAUAAAUGGCAGGAUAAGCCUGAAAACUAAGAUGCAUGGUAUUGAGAACUUAAUAUUGUGAAUGAUCACAGGUGAAGUGAAAAUCUGUCUUCUUAUCCAGUAUGUUCUCGUGUCCGAUCAGUAGGCAGGUGUAGGCAGUAUUUGUUCAAGGACCCAUAAUGCUGCAGUAUAGCUGACUGCAACUUUACAGAACUAUGUUAUAAAACGUUAUUGCUGUGUAAAAGAACAUGUGCAGUACUUUUUGUUGUGUAACCUUGUAAUAACCCUACAUGUUAGCCGAGUCCAGACUCAGAUGCUUCAUACAUUACAGUAUUGCUGGUGGCUUGUGUGCUGUAGCACAGACUAUUGGAAAAUGUAAUCCCUGUUAUGUGUGUAGGAGUAAUCUACUGUUGUAUUUUAUGAUAGGGACUUCAUCUGCUAUUAAAUAUUGGACUGGUGGACAUAACAGUUUGAACAAUGUUUUAUCCGUGUGCUUCUCGGCCCUUGCAUAGUCAGUCAAAAAUAUAACCAGUGAGGCAAAUAUAGUACUGGAAAGUAGGACCCGAUUCUUUCAUAAUACUGGAGUUAAUCUGUGAUGUCAUGACGAUAUUCAGCGAUUUCUCUUAUUUAGUGGGUCCCAGUCAUCUAAGGUGUUGCAAUUCACCAUGCAGAGGUGUGUCCCUUAGGCAUACCAGGAUCUCAUGAUCACUGAUUCCACACAUCGGCGCAUCCCUAUGCUGGUGCAUCCUUACAUCAAUACAUCCCCGCAAGGGAAUUUAAAAAAUAUGCACAGUACAAAUCGAGAACUUGGUUUAUCAGUUAGAAUUUUGCUAAUAGAAUGAUCUUAGUGCUAUAACUAUCACAUCUCUUAUUCUUUUUAUCUGAGGCAGUUAUGAAUAUGGUGCUGUGGAAAUAGCAAUGCAUCGAUAAAUUUGGACCCAUAGUGCCAUCCCUUAUAUAAUAAACAUAUGACUGUUAUGUGUUGUGAUAAUUUCAAAGUAAAAAUUGGAAUGUAAUAUAUAUUUAAUACUCAUUGUUGAUAGGGAUGGGUUAAUGAUGCUAAUGCACCACAAUAAGCUGCGGACUUGCAUCCUUUGCCAAGAGGUUUGACUCCUGUAUUCUCUGUGGCACGGAUCCUGUCAAAAUCAGACUCUGUCUGUGGGUCUCACCGAAGUGCUAGAAAACAAUGGCCUUCAUCACUUUGGGCUUCCAACAUCAAGCUGACAAACUGUUCAAUGCAGCGUUAAACCAAACUCUCUGAUAGGAACACGGGCGGAAGGGUAGCCCUGUGAUUCGCUCAUCACACCAAAGACCUGCGUUCAAUUCCCGCAGGGGUACAAUGUGGGAAGCCCAUUUAUGGUGCCCCCUGCCAUGAUAUUACUGGAAUGUUGCUAAUAAUGUGUGCAAAACAUACUCAGUCAGUUGAUAGGGCACAGAAUAUGCACACUGUUUCAAUGUGUACAUAUAACCAAAGUUUACACCAAUUUUGUGUAGUGUGGACAUAUAGGAUACUAGUAUUCCUAUCAAGGUUUUUUAGUAUUUAUUACUCAUAGAAAUAACAGCGUUCAUAAAAAUCAUAUGUGUACUUGUGCAAAUAUCACUUCAGACGCUCCAAUGUAUGUUCUACUUCAUCUGGACAGCAUUGUUGACAUCAUUCAAAUAAUGGAUAAUAAAGAAAUUAUUACACUCACACGUGUCACUGAUUUUACAAAACUUGGUAAGAAUUAUUAGAUUACCCUCUCUCGUGGAAAUACAAGAAUUCUGACAGUCGUUUCUUAAAAUCAGUAUGACACAUGCUCGUAUAAUAAUCUCUUUAUAUCAAAUGAUUUGACCAUCAUUACAUGAUGCUAUUUUUAUGCUGAAAAAAACUCACUUAUAGGGGUAGAAAGGGUUUCUGUUGUUUUGUUAUUUUCCUCUAUUCUUCUCACCAAGGCAGUGUUUGGUUGUCAUAGGAACAGUUUCAUUGGGAUAUUGAUUUCUUUUAUGUAAUGAUUUUACAUUUAGAGUUUUAGUUUUUAGAUUCGACUUUCAUUGUAUCUCUGUUAAUGUAUGUGACCAGAAACAUGGUCCUCAUUUCGUACCAGCAAUGUAUCCAAUCAAUGACGUAUUUACAAAUUUCAGCUAUUUUGAGAGCAUUUGAUUACUUCAGUGACUACUGUGAAUAUAAAUUAGUAAACUACCAGUGGCCUAGCGUAGUUGCUGAAGGCCUUGGCUACUUCCCCAACAUAGGUAUACAUACUUCAGUGACUACUGUGAAUAUGACUUAGUAAUCUACCAGUGGCCCAGCCUAGUUGCUGAAGGCCUUGUUCACUUCCCCAACAUAGGUAUACAUACUUCAGUGACUACUGUGAAUAUGACUUAGUUAUCUACCAGUGGCCUAGCCUAGUUGCUGAAGGCCUUGGCUACUUCCCCAACAUAGGUAUACAUACUUCAGUGACUACUGUGAAUAUGAAUUAGUAAUCUACCAGUGGCCUAGCCUAGUUGCUGAAGGCCUUGGCUACUUCCCCAACAUAGGUAUACAUACUUCAGUGACUACUGUGAAUAUGACUUAGUAAUCUACCAGUGGCCUAGCCUAGUUGCUGAAGGCCUUGGCUACUUCCCCAACAUAGGUAUACAUACUUCAGUGACUACUGUGAAUAUGACUUAGUUAUCUACCAGUGGCCUAGCCUAGUUGCUGAAGGCCUUGGCUACUUCCCCAACAUAGGUAUACAUACUUCAGUGACUACUGUGAAUAUGACUUAGUAAUCUACCAGUGGCCUAGCCUAGUUGCUGAAGGCCUUGGCUACUUCCCCAACAUAGGUAUACAUACUUCAGUGACUACUGUAAAUAUGACUUAGUUAUCUACCAGUGGCCUAGCCUAGUUGCUGAAGGCCUUGGCUACUUCCCCAACAUAGGUAUACAUACUUCAGUGACUACUGUAAAUAUGAAUUAGUAAUCUACCAGUGGCCUAGCCUAGUUGCUGAAAGCCUUGUUCACUUCCCCAACAUAGGUAUACAUACUGUGAAAUCUUGGUGUCCCUUGACAUGAUGUUGAGGGAAGUCUGAAUACAGGCCCAUCAACUUACUGACGUAAUCAGUUGUUAUUUAGGACCUAUGAGUUAUGGUUCUGUCUCAGGUGAUAUCACCACCAUUCACUGCUCCUGGUGUUGUGUAGUUCAUUGUUUUUACACUGUAGUAUUUUAUGCUUUGUUUCUGUAUGAUGUCAUCGAUACACAUAAAUAAACUGAAUAAACUGUCUCAUUAUAAA